Molecule: messenger RNA, 1447 nt
Organism: Symphalangus syndactylus (siamang)
Lineage: Eukaryota; Metazoa; Chordata; Mammalia; Primates; Hylobatidae
Gene: TRIAP1
Product: TP53 regulated inhibitor of apoptosis 1
Biological process (GO): phospholipid translocation
Cellular component (GO): mitochondrial intermembrane space; cytosol; nucleus
Molecular function (GO): phosphatidic acid transfer activity
Source: RefSeq, a predicted model, not a curated record
AUGACAUCAGAGUGCGCCGUCGUCGCCGCCGCCACCACUGUCGCCAUGAACAGUGUGGGGGAGGCAUGCACGGACAUGAAGCGCGAGUACGACCAGUGCUUCAAUCGCUGGUUCGCCGAGAAGUUUCUCAAGGGGGACAGCUCCGGAGACCCGUGCACCGACCUCUUCAAGCGCUACCAACAGUGUGUUCAGGUGAGCCCUCCCGCCUCUGUUCCCAGGCCCCGCAUUCUCCGCGCUGUGUCCCACCACACUCAUCGUAUUUUACGGGGGUUGGACUGGACUGGAAGGGUGGAGAAAAGUCGCAGUGAGGCCAGUCGCAGGAGCUCGCUCCCCUACCAUCACCACCGAGGCCACUUGGGUGUCUCUCCGAAUGGCAAAUACUGGUGCAGUGCUUUUCAAGAAGCACAGUCACAUCCUUUGGUUCAUUUGGUGUUCAUCCUAAACUCGCAAGAAAGCAAUAAAGGAGAAAGAGAUUCCUAUUGAAGGACUGGAGUUCAUGGGCCAUGGCAAAGAAAAGCCUGAAAAUUCUUCUUGACCUUGACAGUCACCUUGAAGGAUUUCCCAAGUCCAGAAAUUGAGGACUCUGGAUUUUUGUCAACUAACUCUGUGAACAUAGCCAUCAGAUUUGAUGAGGAACUUAGGAGAGAGGAGUUUUAUUUCCUCCUUCGAUGUUUUCCUCUCAGUUGUAAAAGAUGAACUCUUUGAGAUGAUUUCUCACCUGCUGUGGCAUCUUGCAGGAACUCAGUGUGCUAAAAUUGAGCAAUUUUUUGAGAUUAUAGUUGCAAUACUUGGCGUGGAAUCAGCUUUACAUAAAUAUACCUUGUAUGCAAACGAUGAUAAACUAGGCAGGAUGAGCAGAGCUGCCUGACCUCUCGAUUUCUGCUGCGAAAGACAUUAUAUACACUGUACUGGGGUCAUCGUUCAUGAAAGCGAUUUGUUAGGACCUCUUUUUUCCUCUCAGGGAACUAAUGCUCUGAAAAGGGAUCUGGGCACAACAGUUUCAGUGAGUGCUUUUGAGCACACUUUUAUUUUUAUAUAGUAACUAAUGGUUAAGAUUGGUGGUGGCCUGGAUUAGCAAAGAGGAAGACAGCUUUUAACACACUUCCCUGCCUUCACAAGAGGUGUCAGAUUAAGAUGUGAAAGCUGCAAGAAUGUUGCAGUGCACACCAUUUCAGAGCUCUCAGUGUGUAGUUCUGGAAUUAAGAUACUUGGAAUAGCUGUGGAAGAAGAACCUAAAUUGCAAAGAUCUGCUAUUGCUAGCUCUCAACCCAAGUCAGUGAAUUGUCAACCUGCAUAUCCUAAAAAUGUCAAAAUGCUGCAUCUGGUUAAAUGUGGGGGUGGGCGAAGCUGAAGGUGCUCGCUUCAUUUGCCUUGUUUACUCAUCCUGCCCUGUAAUGUCUGUAAUCCUGAAGAUGGAAUAAAUUGUAACAUUUAGUUUCUAUCAUUA